UCAUCAUCAUCUUCACCACUCAAAGAACCAAAAAAGCAUCAGAAUUGACAAGGCUGUCCCAGUUCUCCACCCUUUGAUCUUGUUGAUUACUAUGAGAAGAUGAUAGACCUCAAGUACAUUUGGGUUCUUGUUUCAAUCAACAGAUACAUUCAUGAAACCUUGUCAAAUGAGAGAACAAGGAAUGCUCUAAAGCUGAAAUGCACCUCAAAACUAAGGAUUCAAAAGCAAGAGUUCUUUGAAUUCUCUGAGCAAUCAGUGCUAUCAAAUUUGUACUGGGGAAUUGACAGCAUUGAAGCUGCAAUUCAAGCUCAGAAGCCAGAGGAAAAGUCCUUCAGGCUCAUGAACUCAGAACAAAUGCUUCAGGUACCAGCAAUGCUUGAUGAGGAAGAAGUAACCGCCACGGUUUCAAACCGUUACUUGGUGUGCUGCUCCUAUUUUUACCUCUCAGUUGUUAGGAACCUGCAGGGUGAUGAGUGGCAAUCUGCACUGCAUUUUCUUCAAGCUGUGUUGGUGUCACCAAGGAUUGUUUGCAAUGAAUUUGCAACUGAACUCUCUCAGAGCCUUUUCCCUCAAGAAACCAUCAUGUUGCUGAGAAGGAAGAAGCAGAAUGUGAAGAACAACAGUGGAAGCAUGAGUUCUAGUUCUGAGGAUGAAGUGAAUGAAGCAAUUAGGGAUAUUGCAAGAAGUUAUAAGGAAGGUUUGGUGUAUUAUCAGGUUAUGCUUUAUGGAGAGAAUCCAUGGUGGAGAAGUUAUUGCAGCACCAAACACCAAUCACCACAAUAUGUGGACGCACCAAAUACCAGCUGUGUUUCUCCUAAUUCAUUUCAACAUGAACCAAGAUUGAAAACCUGCAAUAUGUAUGAUAAAGUUCAUCCACUUGGUCCCCAAGAUGUGAUGCAUAAUAUGGAAGACAGAAAAUUUCACAUAAGAGCCAAAAUAACAAAAGCAAAUGAUCUACAGAGAGAAACUUAUGACAGGAAGCUACAUCAAUCCUAUGCCUUGGAUCAUGCUGUGAAAUAUUCCGGGCAAGAACAGCUGAAUGAAAGAAGUGUGGUUAAUUUUGAUUCGACCAUAUUCAACAGAGCCAGGGAAGAUUCUACUUUAUCCAUCUCAAAUUUCCAUGUAGAUGAUGGAAUAAUUGAGGAAGCAUUGCAGCCACUAAAAUUCCAUCUCUUUGACAAUGUAACAUCUAAAUCUCCUUCCAAACAUUGGCUCAGCCAGAAAGAUCAUGAAGAAAGUUCUAAAACAAAAUCACGAAGAUAUUCCCUACAGGAUCUUUCAGGAGUGAUUCAAAGAAUCUCAGAACUGCAUUAUUCAGAAGCAUUAGGAAAGUGUGGACAAGAAUAUACGGUUGACAUUGCAUCUAUCUAUGAGUAUUUGACCGAUUCAUCAGGCGCUAGUUAUGCUUCCUUGAGGGAUGCCAUCUUGGAUGAACUGCUAGUAGCUAUCUCAACAUCCAAAGAGGAAAGAGAAAUUAGAGCUUCUGUGUCUAUUCUCACUACAAUAAUUUCAAGAAACAAAUCAGUCAUAGAAGACAUCAAGAAGAAAGGUUUAAAGUUGUGUGAUCUUGCUAGUGCUCUAAAACAAAAUGUUCAUGAGGCUGCAAUUCUCAUCUAUUUGAUAAAUCCAUCACCUAUAGACAUAAAAACAUUGGAACUUCUACCAAUACUUGUUGAGAUUGUAUGCACCUCACAUAGUUACAAGAAUAAGCCAGAGCCCCUUCUUCUGACGCCUCAUGCAGCAUCAUUGAUGAUCAUUGAAGAACUAGUGACUUCGUUCGACUAUGCAACAAAUAACAUGCAUUUGGCUGCGAUCAGUUCCCCUCAUGUUCUCAGUGGACUUCUAGAAGUUGCUAGGAAUGAUAAUCUAGAAGAGUUUUUCUCUUUAACCACCAUUCUUAUAAAAUGCAUGCAGUUUGAUGCACAAUGUAGACAGUAUGUAUCACAAUACACUCCUCUUGCUCCUUUUAUCCAUCUUCUGCAGACGGAAAAUACCCGCGCCAAAUGCAUGGCACUUGAAUUUUUCCAUGAAAUCCUUUGCAUACCGCGAUCAUCAGCCAUUAAUCUGUUGCAGCGUAUACAGAAAGAAGGAGGCAUCAAUGUUAUGCAGAUACUAAGGAUUUGUACUCAUCAAUUACAACCUGAUCACCAGCUUUUUGCAGCAAACAUACUACUUCAGUUAGAAACAUUGAACCCAUGUGAUAAAAGCUUGUUCAGAGUAGAAGCAGUGAAGGUCCUUCUAAGGGCAUUGGUAUCUCAGGAAAGCUCAGAGCAGAUAUUAUCUGCAUCCAUUUUAUCAAAUCUUGCAGGAACAUAUGCGUGGACAGGAGAACCAUAUACAGCUGCAUGGUUGCUGAGGAAGACAGGAUUGAACUCUCCCUAUCACCACAAUAUGAUAAGAAACUUCAACUGGUUGGAUCAGAGUCUACAGGAUACUGGCACAGACUUAUGGUGCAGUAAAAUUGCAAAAUCUAUGUUAAGUGUUGGAGAUUCCAUCUUCCAUGCUUUAGAGAGUGGAUUAAGAAGCAAGAUGAAAAUGGUCUCUAGAGAUUGCCUUGUAGCAAUUUCAUGGCUCGGAUGUCAAAUAUCUAAAAGCUCGGAUAGCCUCAGAUAUUCGGCAUCCGAGAUCAUACUGAGUGGAAUCGAGCAAUUCCUGCAUCCUGGGAUGGAGCUAGAAGAAAGACUUCUAGCAUGUCUAUGCAUUUAUAAUUAUGCCACUGGUAAAGGAAAGCAGAAACUGAUUCAUUUCUCUGAAGGAGUAAAAGAAUCGUUACGACGUCUUUCAAAUGUAACUUGGAUGGCUGAGGAAUUACACAAAGUAGCUGAUUUCCUGUUGCCAAACAUAUCACGUAUUUCUUGUGUUCACACACAAAUCCUUGAGACGAGUCGAAACUUCAAUGUAGCAGUUUGCUCCCUCAUAUACUACAAGGGACUCCUAUUCAGUGGAUAUUCAGAUGGUUCAAUCAAGGUGUGGGAUAUUAGAGGGCACUCAGCUAGUCUUGUAUGGGACAUUAAGGAGCACAAGAAGUCCGUGACAUGCUUUUCGCUAUCUGAACCAUCAGAUAGCCUCUUAAGUGGAUCCGCUGAUGGAACCAUAAGGGUGUGGAGAAUGGUCCAGAGAAAGUUGGAAUGUGUUGAAGUAAUAGUCUUCAAGGAACCAAUCCAUCAGUUACAUGCAUCGGGUGAAACAAUUUUCGCGAUUACUGAAAGCCAAGGAAUAAAGAUAGCUAAUGAUUCAAGGGCAAUCAGAAAUAUUUUCAAAGGUAAGCAUGUAAAAUGCAUGACACUAACUAGAGGAAAGUUAUACAUUGGCUGCACAGAUUCAAGCAUACAGGAGUAUUCCACAACAUACAACAGGGAACAAGAAAUCAAACCACCAACAAGGAGUUGGAUCAAGCAAAGUAAGCCAAUACAUUCAAUUGUAGCAUACAGAGAUUGGCUCUAUAGUGCAAGUAAGCAUGUUGAAGGCACAACAUUCAAGGAAUGGAAGAAAAAAAUUGGGAAACCCAAAAUUUCAAUCCAUUCUGACAAAGGAGAUAGUAUGAUGGCUAUGGAAGUGGUAGAAGACUUCAUAUACCUAAUCUCCAGCUCAUCUGCAAAUAGCAUUCAGAUCUGGUUGAGAGGGACACCGAAAAAACUUGGGAGAAUAUCGGCCGGAAGCAAGAUUACAAGCCUUCUCGCCGCAAAUGACAUUAUUCUUUGUGGUACUGAGAUGGGACAAAUCAAGGGAUGGAUCCCUUUGUAGGAAGAGUUUCAACACACACUUCCCUUUCAAGUUAAUUUGGUUUCAUGAGGGCUUAGUCAACUUCCAAAAUCUAAUGCCACAAGAUUGUAAUAGCUUCAGUUGCCAAAAGCUAAGAGUACAUAAUUUACAUAUCAGGGAUCACUGCAUAGUAAAUAUUAUUAUUGUACAGAAAAAAAAAACAUUGUAACAAAUGUUAUUAUACUAAGCUAGGCUGAUAUCCCUUUCAGCUAUGAUUUUGCAAAUUUA
This is a messenger RNA of Arachis duranensis, 3990 nucleotides long. RefSeq names its product putative E3 ubiquitin-protein ligase LIN-1. Bases 100 to 3744 code for a protein of 1214 amino acids. NCBI's taxonomy places the organism in Eukaryota, Viridiplantae, Streptophyta, Magnoliopsida, Fabales, Fabaceae. The transcript is spliced from 16 exons. Gene Ontology annotation, molecular function: protein binding. The record is from RefSeq and is a predicted model, not a curated record.